AUUUUUUUCUGUAUGUGUACAUAGACAAUGAACAUGAACCUGAAAUUACGAAUGUGUUAAAACCGGCCCUGGAAUGGUUGUUGUGAACUUAACCUAAAUUUUAAUAGUUUGUGAUUGUUCCUCAAAAUUUAGUUCACAGGCCUUAUCUGUGAUAUACAUAAUUGAGAUGUCCGCACCAGCACAUCAUUUUAUUCCAAACAUGAAUAAUCCUCAAGCAAAUGCGAUGAGAAAUUCAUUUGGGCCAGGCCCUAUGCAACCUCAAAUGAACCCAAAUAUGCAGAGUCCACUUGGAAAUGCUAUACCGGUGCAACUACAAAAUACAUUAGGAAAUCCAAUGAUGUCACCAAUGUCAAGUAGUCUAAACAAUCAAAUGAGUCCUGCAAAUCCAAUGAACACUAAUCAGAUAAUGGGUCAGAUGAAUCAACAAUACAGUAUGGGACCAGUUACACAAAUGGCACAACAUCAACCUUCAAAUACAAUGCCAAUGCAACAACAGUUUACUGGGGGUUUGCCGCAUCAUGAGAUGCCACAACAAACUCCUGGAGUUGCUCCAACACCCCCUGUACAACAACAACAACAACAACAACAACAACAGUCUAAAGAACUUAAUACUGCCUCUUUAUGUCGUUUAGGUCAGGAAACUGUUCAGGAUAUUGUUAGUCGUACUCAGGAAGUUUUUCAAACACUGAAAACAAUACAACCUCCAAAUGGAACGCCCCAAUCGGGAAAUCAAAGUAAUGAGAAAAAGGCAAAGGUUCAAGAACUUCUUCGAACCAUAAGAGUUUUAUUUAAAAGAUUAAGGCUGAUAUAUGAGAAAUGCAAUGAGAAUUGUCAGUUACAAGGCAUGGAAUAUACACAUAUUGAAAGUCUUAUACCUUUCAAAGACGAGGUGGAUCCAAAAUACGAUGAAAAGAAAAAUUCGGAGGCAUACAGGAAUGCAUGCGAAGAAAGUAAGGAAGUGAUGGAGCAAGUGGUACUGAAAAAUAAACAGCUUAAGGAGGUAAUUGACCAUUUGCGAAGAAUAAUUUGGGAAAUUAAUACAAUGUUGACAAUGAGAAGAUCGUAAUGAAAUCAUCAAAUUUAGAAUUAACUUAUUGAUAAGAAUAUAUUGUUUAAUUUAUGUAUAUAUUUUGUAAUUUAAAAUAUGCAAUUCAAUCAAGAAAUUUAUAUGAAGUAUUUGAUUAUUAUAUAAUUGAGAGAUAUUUAAAUAUCAAAUUUUAAGACUUUAUAUAUUUUUCUUUGAAUCAAUUGUCAAUCAUCCAAUGUUGUAAUGUAUUGACUAGGGCUUAAAUUUUUUAAAAUAAAAGUGUUCAUUCAUGUGAAUAUUAAAUUACCGAGAUAUUCAUUUUUUAAAAAUUUAAGGCCUUUUAGACUCAAUAUGCAUAUUAUCAAGUCAACUAUUUACUUGUUAUAUUUUAUAAUUUUAUGAAUGUUUGAGUUGUAGCAAAUAUAUUGCUGCUUUGUGGUAUCAACAUAUCCACUUGUGAAAGAACAAAUGUAAAUUAUGUACUUGAUUCUGUCUCUAAAUGAAUGAAUAGUAACAUUUCAAAUCAAUUCAUUCAGAAUCAGAUUCAUUCAUCAAUGUUAAUGAUUCAGAAUCAGUUCUGAAUUGUUAAAACGUCUUUAUUUUUGAAAGUAGAAAUGUGCUCAUCUUUAUGAGAACGUUGUGUACAAAAAAAAAUACUUAACUGUGGUUGUUGUUCCGACAAUUACACUCGAAAAUGAUCUUUGAAUUGUGAAAUAUAUAUGUAAUCAUUUCAGCCCUUAGAUGAUCUUUUCCUACUUUAUAAUUAUGUGGUUUAACGCUCAUAGUAACUGAAGAUUUGGAAUGGAUUUUAUCCUAAAGGAAGAACACAAAUUGUGUUUUGUACGAUAAUUUGUCUACAUAUUUGGAAAAUUAAGUUUUAAAUCCCUUGUAGAUAUUUGUUAACUAUACAUACCCUCAGAAACUUAUCAGAAUUUGAUAGGUAAAUAUUUUUUUUAAUACCCCUUGGCGAUCGCCCAUCGUGAAUAACUAACUAAUCUUAUUAAUUGUCAAUUGUGAAAUUAAUUGUUAAUUGUAUUAUUAAUAAAUUUAUAAUUUCGAAAAAUUA
Molecule: messenger RNA, 2093 nt
Organism: Aethina tumida (small hive beetle)
Lineage: Eukaryota; Metazoa; Arthropoda; Insecta; Coleoptera; Nitidulidae
Gene: MED30
Product: mediator of RNA polymerase II transcription subunit 30
Exons: 4
Coding region: 167-1066 (299 amino acids)
Biological process (GO): positive regulation of DNA-templated transcription
Cellular component (GO): mediator complex
Molecular function (GO): transcription coregulator activity
Source: RefSeq, a predicted model, not a curated record